AUGCCCACCGAAAUAAAAGGUCCCGGUCUCUUAUACGUCAAUUCCAAAUUAGCAUCCGAUCUCAUCGACGAAACGACAUAUCAGAAAUGGUACAGAGAAGACCACAUCCCUGAAGUCAUCGCCACAUCAGGCAUUGACUCCGCAAUGCGUUGUAGAGACGUCGAUCCUGCAGCCGAUAAACCGAAUCUUGUUUUGUAUCCCAUGAAAGAUAUAGGAUUUACACAAACCGAGGAGUUCAAGAAGAUUAAGGUGCAUAGCGAUAUCUUACCGGACGGAAAACCGAUUUAUGAUCUCGCUGAGUUGGAUGUGAGAUAUUAUGGCCUGUCGCAGGUUUUCGAUGAGAAGAAAGUUGGACCUGGGCAAACGAAAUUGAUCUUGACCGCCGGGAUCGAAUUAAGCCCCGCCAUUACCUUCGCCGACUUCGACUCCUGGUAUCGCGACGAACAUCUCGGCGAACUCAACAAGUGUCCCGGCUACCUCCGCACCACGCGCUAUCAACUCCUAUUCUCGCGCUCCAACGCUGAGUCUCGCGUCCUCAAGGGGUUGCCCCCGAGACCAGAGGAUAAGAACGCGCAGAAACCGCCCACGUAUCUUGCGAUCCAUGAGUUCGAUACGGAGACGCCGGAUUUGGCGGCUGUGAUGAAGACGGCGGAGACGGAGUGGAGUAAGAGAAUUCUGGGGGGCGUGGGGAGGGUGGAACAGCCGGUUUUUAGGGUUGUGGAGGGGUUUGGGAAGGGAGGGUUCUUUCAUUGA
Messenger RNA from Glarea lozoyensis ATCC 20868, 753 nucleotides. RefSeq names its product Dimeric alpha+beta barrel. Bases 1 to 753 code for a protein of 250 amino acids. The record is from RefSeq and is a predicted model, not a curated record. The transcript is spliced from 3 exons. NCBI's taxonomy places the organism in Eukaryota, Fungi, Ascomycota, Leotiomycetes, Helotiales, Helotiaceae.